Molecule: messenger RNA, 1317 nt
Organism: Larimichthys crocea (large yellow croaker)
Lineage: Eukaryota; Metazoa; Chordata; Actinopteri; Sciaenidae
Product: unconventional myosin-XVIIIa-like
Exons: 2
Coding region: 160-1134 (324 amino acids)
Source: RefSeq, a predicted model, not a curated record
GCAGCAGUGGGCGGGGCAUUCUACAUCAAAGGCCAGGUGUGACGUCAUCAGAGAGUUUAUAAGUAGUGACGCAUUCUUCACUUUGCUGAAGUCGUUUGGAAGACAGACAGGUUUUGAACAGGUGAUUCAGCAUCGCGAGCAGAGAGAGGACAGUGCACCAUGUCUUGGACUGAUAGAAUUCGGACACACAUUGCAAACAUCACGGGCCGGACAGAAAGGGAGAGGCUUCGCAGACAGGUGGAGGAGAUGCAAGCUGAGCUCCAAACAGUCAAAUCCAGUUUAGCACAUGCGCUCACAGACCUGGAUUCAAAGGAAAUCUCCAACAAUACGCUCAAGGAACAGCUCGCGUCUGUUAGAAAGGAGCUUUUUGAGGAGAACGUAUGGAGUCGGCAUCAAGGAAAGUUGUACAGCGAGGAAAUAAUCCAACACAGAUUUGAAAACAUGCAAAUGAAUUACAGGAACAAGAAAUUACAGGACCAGUUAGAGCAUGUAGAGAAAGAGAUUAAGCGCAUGCGAGAUGACCGAAACAUGAUGGCACAGCAGUUCGCAGAAGUUCUGGAAAAAUACGAGAGAGAACGAGAGAGAAAUUCUGGAGUAGAGGAGGAGCUGAAGCAGAAAGACCUCCAGCUGCAAAGUGUCCGUGAACAAUUAGAAGAGGUGAAACAGUGUUCACCUAGCCCAGGACAGACAGCAGAGGAGCAGUCUUCUGCUUCAGAUGAAGCAGAUGUGGACCGGUCCACAUCUGCUUCACCAAUCACAGAAAAGAAAGCAGAGGAGCAGUCUUCUGCUUCAGAUGACAUCGAGACAGAUGUGGACCGGUCCACAUCUGUUUCACCAAUCACAGGAGAGGAUGCAGAGGAGCAGUCUUCUGCUUCAGAUGACAUCGAAGCAGAUGUGGACCGGUCCACAUCUGCUUCAUCAACCACCGAAGAGAAAGCAGAGGAGCAGUCUUCUGCUUCAGAUGACGUCGAGACAUUUGCAGAGGACACAGACACUGACGACAGACGGCCCAUUCUACCUGAACCGGAUUUUGACCAGCACCGAACUUUUCAAAGGAUAAGAAAAGGGUUCGAGACUUUUUCUUCUCCUCAGAAAAAGAAACCAAACACCAACAGGGACAACACGACACGGUAAGACAGAACGGUAAGUAGACAUUCAUAUGUUUGGGUUUCCUCCGAGUGCUUCGGUUUUUCCCAGAAAUCUGAAAAGAAAAAAAAAACGUAGACACCUGAAAUAAAAGUAAUGAUAUAUGAAAUGUCUCAUUCAUGGGUUUCCUCCGAGUGCUUCGGUUUUUCCCAUAAAUCUGAAAAAAAAAAC